Messenger RNA from Rhagoletis zephyria (snowberry fruit fly), 580 nucleotides. RefSeq names its product lipase 1-like. NCBI's taxonomy places the organism in Eukaryota, Metazoa, Arthropoda, Insecta, Diptera, Tephritidae. Gene Ontology annotation, biological process: lipid metabolic process. The record is from RefSeq and is a predicted model, not a curated record.
AUAUCCGUGGGAUUGUAUGCCCACAAUUAAAACGCCAAGCAGCCUUACAUCAGCCUUUGCAACGCACCUGCCUAUGGAAGUGGGCAAACCAUUGUUGUGGCCACCAAUUUUCGGCAAAAGUGACAGUAAAGCAGCGGCGGAGAAGUACGACAAGGAAAUCGAGCGGCGUUCACACUGGACAACGACUGAUUGGCUGGAGAAGCACAAGUACGCCGUGGAAGUGCACAAUGUCACCACAACCGACGGUUAUCAGCUGCUUUUGCAUCGCAUACCCAAAUUAGGCAAACAGCCCGUCUUGCUGGUACACGGACUGCUAACUUCAUCACUCGCCUGGUUGCUGCUCGGACCGGGCAAGAGCUUAGCGUUUCUGCUCGCCGACCGCAACUACGAUGUUUGGCUGGCGAAUUUGCGCGGCUCAGCAUAUGCGCGCAGUCACACGCAAUUCAGCGCCGACAGCUCGGACUAUUGGAGCUUCAGCUUCCAUGAAAUGGGCGCCUACGAUCUGCCGGCCAUAAUGGACCACAUUGGGAAUGAGAGUUCGUUCCAGCAGUUGCUGCUAAUUGGACACUCCCAGGUGUAG